UCGUGGAGCUGUGCGUACGCGUUUAUGCUUUUCGCAGCUUUGUAACGAGUGAUACGUCUAAAACGGGUUAAUCAAGAAAUGGGAGAAAAUUCAAGUGGAACGGAUUUAAGUGAUUCAGAAAUAGUAAAGAGAUGUGAAGAACAAUUGAUUGAGAUGGAAGUUGAAGGUGUAGGGAUAGAAAAAAUAACUGAUGGAAGAGCAAGAUCUGUGGAGAAGAGAAAACAAAGAGAAGAUGACUCAAGUGAAGAUGGCUUUAUAACUGUAAAUCGAAGGAAACCUAAACGUUUAAUAAGAAGUGAUUCUACGGAUACUAGGAAUGGUAAUGAGAUUGAGAAAAAUGAGGAAAAGGCAACGAACACUCAUGAAGUGUGUAUUACAUCGCAGAAUGAACUACCUAAACCUAUAGCCAUGGCUAAGUUAUUAAGCGCUGAAAAUAUGAAGAAUAUUCUGAGAAUAAAAUAUAAAAGUUCAUUUAAAGCUAUGAUUCAGUUUAAAAGAAUUGAGGAUGCUGAAAAACUACUAAACUGUCAGAAAAUCAAAGACAUGGGGUUGAGGUGUCAAUCAACUCAGGAAAUGACGACUUCCUAUGGAAUUGUGAAAGGUAUUGACCUUGAAUUAAACGAAGACGAAAUUAAGAAUAUCUUAAAAUCAAAUACUGAGGUUUUAUCAAUUAAGAGACUACAACGACUGAAUUCGGAAGGUAAAUGGAUUGAUUGCGAGUCUGUAAGAAUUAGUUUCAAAGGUGAUGUAUUACCUCAAUAUGUCUAUGCAUACGACUGUCGUUUUAUAGUAGAAGCGUAUACUUUCCCAGUGACACAAUGCUCAGGAUGCUGGAAAUUUGGACAUUCCAUCAAAUUUUGCCCAGCUAAAAAGAUAUGUUGUCCUAAGUGCGGAGGAAAUCAUGACAAUUGUAGCUUGGAAGAAUACAAAUGUCUUAACUGUAAGGGGAAUCAUUUUGUUUUGGACAGAAAGUGUCCCAUGUACAUAAAAGAAAAAACUAUCAGGAAAAUCAUGAGCGAAGAACAACUUACAUACAGAAAUGCCCUACAACGUUACAUGGAUAAAAAACAAGAAAUGAAUAAAGACACAAUGGACACAUCACAAAUUACUAACACGCAACCAAUAAUCCCACCUAACUCCGCUACAGAAACAUAUAGUAGUGUAUUGACGAAAGCCUUGGUACAUCAAGAACUGCAUGAAAAUAAAAAUAAACAAGAAGGAUUACGACAGACCGAAAAACCAGCGGCAAUAACAAAUAAAGAAGUCACUUCAAAACAGGUUACCACGAAGAAUACAAAUAAAACAUACAAUAACAAAAAUGAUGAUAUUUUUGAGCUGCGGGUAGAUGAAGAACGUUCUACAUCACAAAGAAUUGAGGAAGGUCCGAAGAGGAGCGAACAACUAUUAGAUAAAUUUGAAUGGAAGAAACUUUGGGAGAAAAUAAAAAGUAUUAUUAGAUCCGAGAGUAAAUUUGAAGAAAAAAUUAUAUCUUUGUUUAAAAUUGUGUGUGAGGAACUAAAAAAUUUUGUAAUUAAGUUAAUAUUAGGGGAAGAAAUCUUGAACAACAUAAAUUGUUUUAGUAAUGGAUAGCUUACAAAAAAUAAUUAAGUUGAACAUAUUUCAAUGGAACUCGCAAAGUUUACGUCCCAAGCUUGUAUCCUUUUCAGAACUUCUAAUUCGAGAAAAUAUACAUAUCGCAAUUAUAAGCGAAACAUGGUUUGACGGUGAAGUCAGUGUAAAUAUUAGCGGAUACAAUGUAUAUCGGAAUGACAGAUAUGACGGUUACGGUGGUGUCGCUUUGUUGGUGCACAGGUCAGUGCAAUCUCACCUAGUGUCAUUAAAUAAUAACAAUGUGGGUAUCGAAAUGGUCUGUAUUAAGUUAUUAAAUUGCAAGGACGUAGAA
Molecule: messenger RNA, 1903 nt
Organism: Helicoverpa zea (corn earworm)
Lineage: Eukaryota; Metazoa; Arthropoda; Insecta; Lepidoptera; Noctuidae
Exons: 1
Coding region: 79-1590 (503 amino acids)
Source: RefSeq, a predicted model, not a curated record